Molecule: messenger RNA, 534 nt
Organism: Colletotrichum higginsianum IMI 349063
Lineage: Eukaryota; Fungi; Ascomycota; Sordariomycetes; Glomerellales; Glomerellaceae
Exons: 1
Coding region: 1-534 (177 amino acids)
Source: RefSeq, a predicted model, not a curated record
AUGUCUUCCUCUGAUGGCUCUCUCGGCAACACAGGCAACUCGCUUUCGCUGUCCGAUACGCCUUACACUUGGAUCCUCACACCCCUCGUUGUCUUCCUCGCCAUCGGCAUUCUCGCAACACUCAUCCAGUUCCAGCGUCGCCGCCGUCUCCGCAAGCUUGGUCUCCAACGUCCGUGGCCCCGCCGCGAUCUGGAAGCCAAUCGCCAAAGGACAAGGGGUCAACGUUCAUCACGAAAUGGUCGAUGGGCAUGGACCACACGCAGCGACGAGGGCCUGGACGAGUUCGGCGAGGCUCCUCCCGCCUACGAACCGAAGGCGAAGCCGGGACAGACUCUCCCCCGUGAUGGCAGUUUCGAGAUGGCUCACGUCGAGCACACCGCAACCGGUGCUAUUCCUCCGCCUCCACCCAUCGGCACCACAGCAGGUAGUAGCCGGGGCUCCAUGCCACCCGAUUAUGGCACUGCUACCGGCUCGUCGUCAUCAACGCCCCCACCUACCAUCAUGAGCCCUCCUUCGGCCAUGACACGGAAUUGA